GGCGGGGGACGUGUCGGCGGCCCUCGCCCUGCGCGCGGCGGCGGCGGCGGCGGCGGGAACCUUGGCCGCCGCCUCCUGCUUGCCCUCGCCGCCCGGUGCCAGCCCACGAUUGGAAACUCUCGCCCCUGACCUGCUGGGGGGGGCGCUGCGCUCCUGCCCCCGGCCCGGAUGGGUCUCCUGGCUAGGACUCGGGCCACCUGGAGUUAAUGUCCAACUGGGGGUCUGCGGAGACCAGAUCCGAGGUGCCGCCGCCGGACGGGACUCUAAGAUGAAGUUAUGGGAUGUGGUGGCUGUCUGCCUGGUGCUGCUCCACACCGCGUCCGCCUUCCCGCUGCCCGCCGCUAAGAGGCUGCCCGACGCGCCCGCCGAAGACCGCUCCCUCGGCCGCCGCCGCGCGCCCUUCGCGCCGAGCCCUGACUCAAAUAUGCCAGAGGAUUUUCCUGAUCAGUUUGAUGAUGUCAUGGACUUUAUUCAAGCCACCAUUAAAAGACUGAAAAGGUCACCAGAUAAACAAAUGACUGUGCUUCCUCGAAGAGAGCGGAAUCGUCAGGCAGCAGCUGGCAACCCAGAGAAUUCCAAAGGAAAAGGUCGCAAAGGCCAAAGGGGCAAAAAUCGGGGCUGUGUCUUAACUGCAAUACAUUUAAAUGUCACUGACUUGGGUUUGGGCUACGAAACCAAGGAAGAACUGAUCUUUCGAUACUGCAGCGGCUCUUGUGAUGCAGCUGAGACGAUGUAUGACAAAAUACUUAAAAAUUUAUCCCGAAGUAGAAGGCUAGUGAAUGACAAAGUAGGGCAGGCUUGCUGCAGACCCAUCGCCUUUGACGAUGACCUGUCGUUUUUAGAUGAUAAUCUGGUUUACCAUAUUCUAAGAAAGCAUUCCGCUAAACGGUGUGGGUGUAUCUGACUCCGGCUCCAGAGACUGCUGUGUAUUGCAUUCCUGCUACAAGACAAAGAAAGGGACCAAGGUUCCCAAGAAAUGUUUGCCCAGAAUGGAAGAUGAGGACCAAGGAGGCAGAAGAGGAAAAGGAAGAAGAGGAAACAGUAGAAGAGGAAGGCAGCCAUCCUGGGAGCCUGGUAGAGCGAAAUCCAGCUACAGAAAACUGGAUAGGAGAAAGAACAGCCGUCUGAUGUUCUAGGAUGGCCACAGGUGUCACCAGAAGCUCAGGGCUGGUGUCCCUGCUUGGCUGAUGCCAGCAUUGAUCUGAUACAAUCCACCAUCACCGACCACGGUCGCAGUCGCGGAUGCACACAGAGAGGCAGGCCAGGGUGUCUCCCGUGGUUUGUUUCCACGUGUCUGAAGACACCAGGGAAAUGGCACUCCUUUAUCACUGCAUUUUACUGCUGAAAGUACGAAAGGUUUGCUUUGCUGUCACUCUGGAUUUAUACUCUGGAAAGGAGAGGGGAGAAAAAAAAAAGCAGAGACACAAAAGAUCAUCACUUUUGAAUUUGAAAGCUGAAGCCUGAGGUUUAACUACAAUUAGCAUUUGGGGUAACAGUUUGGUGAUUGAUUUUGAACAUGGUGAUAGGAUGGGAAGAAGUUGGCCAGGAACCCAAAAGGCUGUCUUCAUGAUUCAAAACAAACCCAGAAGUAUUUCCUUAUGUCCUCAGAAACAGGAAGCAAGUUGUGGUUUUCGGCAGUAUUAGAAAGAGCAAGUUGGGAAGGCCCGGGCUGCCUCAGCCAGGGAGAUCUGCCUGGGGCCUGUCGGUUUACAGAGAGACGGAUGUUACAUACCCAACUCCGUUUAUGCGUGGUCACCAGUGACCAGAGAAGCUACUCGAUGCAAUGCAUCUGUUUCAGAUACAGAAAUAUAGAGAAGAUAUUUAUUGAGAUUUAAGUUAUUGUUAUUUAUUACCAUUCACUAAUGAAUUUCUCUUUUCCCUUAUUUAUUAAAGUUUCUUUUCAAAGGUGCCAAAGCAUAUGUGCUCACAAAAUGCAAAGAAAGGUGACAAAAGGAAAUUUUAAUUGGGAACAAGGGUCCAUGCUUUUCAAAGUAUU
This is a messenger RNA of Dipodomys spectabilis (banner-tailed kangaroo rat), 1996 nucleotides long. RefSeq names its product glial cell derived neurotrophic factor (gene Gdnf). NCBI's taxonomy places the organism in Eukaryota, Metazoa, Chordata, Mammalia, Rodentia, Heteromyidae. The transcript has 3 exons. The coding region runs from base 269 to 904 and encodes 211 amino acids. The record is from RefSeq and is a predicted model, not a curated record. Gene Ontology annotation, biological process: negative regulation of neuron apoptotic process; peripheral nervous system development; positive regulation of branching involved in ureteric bud morphogenesis. Gene Ontology annotation, molecular function: receptor tyrosine kinase binding; glial cell-derived neurotrophic factor receptor binding; growth factor activity.